This is a messenger RNA of Exaiptasia diaphana, 1051 nucleotides long. Its product is annotated as short-chain collagen C4. The record is from RefSeq and is a predicted model, not a curated record. The transcript is spliced from 4 exons. Bases 1 to 852 code for a protein of 283 amino acids. Lineage: Eukaryota; Metazoa; Cnidaria; Anthozoa; Actiniaria; Aiptasiidae.
AUGCUGCAAUCAAAUUGCAUAAACAUCGCAAAAGACGACUUAUUAGCUGAAAUUGAUUUUGUUGGAGAAUAUUUAGAAGAAGUGUCAUUGAAAGCAGUCAUGUACUACACCCCUCGAGCCUGCUGCGCUUUCCAAUUGUUACUCAUAACAGGUCGAGAUGGUCGUGAUGGACAGCCGGGAAGGCCUGGUAAGGAUGGUAAGGAUGGAAAAGAUGGUAAUCCGGGCAGACAAGGCCCUAAGGGCCCCAUUGGAUCUCCUGGCCAAAACGGGGCACGAGGUCCCCCUGGACCCAAAGGUGGAGGAGUGCAAUACUUUCGAUGGGGAAGAACGGUUUGUCCAAGAGGCUCACAACGUCUUUACAAAGGUCGUAUGGCGGGAACACACUACACUCACAAAGGAGGUGGAGUACAAUACCUUUGUCUGCCAGAAAAUCCCAAGUGGCUGAAAUACCAAGAAGGCUAUCAAGGCCAGGCUACGACUAUCUACCGCACGGAGUACGAAACUCACCACUUUGGUAAUUUACUGUUUGGUAAAAACCUCCAAGACCAAGAUGCACCUUGCGCUGCCUGCUAUGUCCCGAAUCGCACGGCCAAGUUCAUGAUCCCUGCAUCCUACCAGUGUCCAGGGGGCUGGAGACGAGAGUACUUUGGUUACAUCAUGUCAGAGCAUCAUACUCAUCCUCGYUCAAGCAGCUUUGUUUGUGUUGACAAAAACCCUGAGUUCGUUCCUGGAAAGAACAAAAACGAGAAUGGUGCCCUUCUGUACUUUGUUCAGGCAAUGUUUCAUUGUACCCAUUCUCCAUGCCCUUACCCUUAUGGUAGGGAACUGGCAUGCGCAGUUUGCACAAAGUAAACUUACAGUUGUUACCAUCGCUUGAACAUGUAAUGCAUUUACUAACGCACCGUGAUAACUAUUGGCUAUACAAAUAACCUGAAUUUUAAUUUGAAAACUUCUAACGCAAGUAGCUCUAAACGUGACACUUGCCAGUCAUUACACAAUGUAAGUAAAUAUAGGAUCGCACAACACCGAAUAAAGCAACUUUUGGAUAUUA